This is a messenger RNA of Chelonia mydas (Green sea turtle), 571 nucleotides long. RefSeq names its product SS nuclear autoantigen 1 (gene SSNA1). Gene Ontology annotation, cellular component: ciliary basal body; centrosome. Lineage: Eukaryota; Metazoa; Chordata; Testudines; Cheloniidae. The record is from RefSeq and is a predicted model, not a curated record. The transcript has 3 exons. The coding region runs from base 88 to 441 and encodes 117 amino acids.
GCCGUUGGAGGCUGGGGCCGGGGCCGGGGGCGCGGGGCGGGGCGGACGCUGCGGGCCGUUAGAAGCCGGGGCCGGGGCCGGGGCGCGAUGACUCAGCAGGGGGCGGCGCUGCAGAGCUACAACAACGAGCUGGUCAAGUGUAUCGAGGAGCUGUGCACCAAGCGGGAUGAGCUGAGCCAUCAGAUCCAGCAGGAGGAGGAGGAGAAGAACAAGCUGCAGAACGACAUCCGGCUCCUGACGGAGAAACUGGCCCGCGUCAACGAGAGCCUGGCUCGCAAGAUGGCCACCCGCAACGAGUUUGAGAAAACCAUUGCCGAGACCGAGGCUGCCUACACAAAGAUCCUGGAGAGUUCCCAGACGCUGCUCAAUGUCCUGAAGAAGGAAGCUGGGAAUCUGAGCAGAGCCACAGAACUGAAAAGUAGCAUCACAAAGGAGAGCUGAGCAUUUGGACUCAAACAUUCUGGCAGUCACUCUGGGGAGCUGCAGCGCCUUCGUGCCCUGGCCCAUGCUGGUAUUCUAAUCUAGGGGCUUGGAGUGGAAGCAAUGUCUAAUAAAGUCUUUGUUUUGCAAA